This is a messenger RNA of Penicillium canescens, 1707 nucleotides long. Its product is annotated as FAD-dependent oxidoreductase. The record is from RefSeq and is a predicted model, not a curated record. Gene Ontology annotation, molecular function: FAD binding; oxidoreductase activity. The coding region runs from base 1 to 1707 and encodes 568 amino acids. Lineage: Eukaryota; Fungi; Ascomycota; Eurotiomycetes; Eurotiales; Aspergillaceae. The transcript is spliced from 8 exons.
AUGCGGGCGUUCUCUUUCUUACCUUUAUGGCUGCUAGUGCACGGUGUGGCUGGCGCCAGCUCCCCGUGCAAAUGUGCUCCCUCGGACCACUGCUGGCCUUCUAGCAAUGAUUGGUCAUAUCUGAACGAGACCGUCUCGGGCCGCUUGAUCAAGACAAUCCCACCCGGCUCCGCCUGCUAUCAAGACGAGCCGAAUUACGACAAGUCGGCUUGUGAUGCCUUGCUCAAGAAUUGGACAGACUCGCGUUAUCACUCGUCAAACCCGGUUACAGUGUCCGAUCCCCUGUGGUCGAACAGCACUUGCACUCCCAUCUACCCGAAUGGCACUAGCAUCUCCGGCGAUCCUGAUGCUGGUGUUAAGGGAUGCUCGCUGGGAUACCUAUCUCCGUAUGUUGUGAAUGCAACUACCGCGCAGCAUGUGCAGGCAGCUUUGGGUUUUGCAAAGAAGCACAAUAUCAGGCUCAACAUUAAGAAUACUGGACAUAACCCUGAGAAGAGUUCGGCUUAUGGAAGUCUAUCGAUCUGGACCCACAACAUGAAGAACAUCAGAAUCCAUCCCUCAUUUACGCCAGCCAAAUGUGAUUCUGCGGAGAGCCACGAUGCUGCAACUCUCGGCGCAGGAGUCCAGGACGGGGAGAUCAUCCAGUAUCUUGCAAAGCAUAACAUGACGACUGUCAUAGGAUCCAGUCUGGAUGUCGGCGUUACCGGCUGGGCAACUGGAGGUGGUCACGGUAUCAUAACUGGCGCCUACGGCAUGGGCGCUGAUAAUGUCAUCGAGGCUCGGAUUGUCACUCCGGGAGGUGUCAUUGUCACAGCCAACGAAUGUGAGAACAGCGACCUCUUCUGGGCUAUCCGAGGCGGCGGCGCUGGCUUCGGCGUUAUUCUCAGUCUCACCGUCAAGAUCUACCCCAUGCCGUCCCUAUCGGUAGCCUCGGUGAGCAUCAGUGCUCGCAAUGGCACAUCAUCUACGACUUUCUGGAAGAUUAUUGCCAAUCUCCACAAGGAUUUUGUCAAGCUCCAGGAUGCAGGUGUGAUGGGCUAUUACACCGCCAGUGGACCGCCUUACAGCUUCCAAUAUACCAUGUUCCAGCUGGAUUCGACGAACACAAGCUCUAUCGACCAGUUGAUUACCCCACUCAAGAAGCACCUGGGAACAUACAACCCCAGUGUCGAGUCUUCGUCGUUCACCUCGUGGAUGCCUUCGUGGUACUCUAUCGAGAAACUGUAUCCGACAGGUGGCAACGCUGACACAGAGAUGCUGGCAAAAACGCUUGAGAUUGUUGCGUCGCGAAGCAAAGACUCUCCAGAUGGAGUCUCGAAUCCUUCGCUCUCGGGCACGAUGACUAUCAGCCACCGACCCGUGGACAAUGCCCUCAACCCGGCAUGGAGGGAUGCCGCCGUGCAUUUGAUCAGCAGUGUCUCAUGGGAUGACACCCUUCCCGAUGGUGAAGCCGAGAAGGCCAUUGCCAGCGUGACGAAUGGCACGGGAUAUGCACUGAGACAGCUGGCGCCUGAUUCCGGUGUUUACUACAAUGAGGCCAACUCCUGGGAGCCCGACUGGCAGUGGGCCUUCUGGGGCCCCAACUAUGCCCGAGCGCUGUCUGUCAAGCAGAAGUACGACCCGGACAGCCUGCUGUGGUGUCACCAUUGCGUGGGCAGUGAGUCAUUUGAGCAGCAGAAGAAUGGUUCUCUCUGUGCUGCGUUCUAA